AUUUCCUAAUCUAUCUAAAAAAAAUUUCAAGAAUUUCUGUAAUAUAAUAUGCUACUAGAUUAUUGUUUUUCACUAAAGCUUACUUUUUUUAUCGAAAUAAAACUAUCUUUAUCAGAAAGCUUUUUUUAAUGUGGCCAUAUGUUUAAAUACACGCUAAAUUAUUAUAAAUUUUAAUUUUUUAUUUAUAGGACACAUAAUAAAUUAUGAUUUUUUUUUAAAAUGCACAUGUUUUUAUCAUAUAUAGAUUUAUAUAUAUAUAUAUAUAUAUAUAUAUAUAUAUAUCAAAUUUUAUAAUAACGAGUAUGGAAAGAAAUUUUCACUACAAGAUGUGUAUAAAAGACCCAAACUUCUAUGUGUUGAAAUAGACUUUUGUUACAACUUACAACACAUGGUUACAAGUUUUAAAAACAGAAAUGUUACUUGAAUAUCUGUUGUAUAAGCUAAAAUGAUAAUAUGACCGGUUGGUUACUUUAACUCACAGAAAAUAAUUGCCUAGGUGGCCAGAGCUUAACACAUGGCUACAAGUUUUAAAAACAAAAAUGUUACUUGAAUAUGUGUUAUAUAAGCCAAAAAUGAUAAUAUGACCAGUUAGUUACUUUAACUCACAGAAAAUAGUUACAUAGGUGGCCAGGGCUUAUAACACACCUAAAUGUUCAAAAAAUCAAUUGAUAUAUUUACUUAAUUAAGAAAAAGAAAUUAAAAAACAACGAAUUGACUUCCCAAAAAUUACUGGCUUCCAUAAUCUGGUAAAAACUUUUUAUUAUAUAAAUCAUCUCGACCUAUCCAAUUUUUUUACUAAAUCAUCUUUGUUUCACAACACAAUAAACAAAACUAUACACUUUGAAUUACACAUUCACGGUACUUAUGGCAGCUCAAGUUUUAAAUAAAACUUAUAGGGCAUUCAUGAUUUUAACUUUAUUUACAGUGAUUUGUUUGAUACAAAUUUCUGAUUCUAUCCCAGGAGAUGUGUGUAUAAAAGAUUGUGUCAUAAAUCAAUGCAUGAAAGCAUCAAAAAAAGCAACUCCGGCAAUUUGUGACAACCCGUGCAAGAUCAUUUGUGAUCCAAUGAAUAAUGAGCGAUACGUUACCCCUAGUCAAGGUUAUCGAAAUCCUGUAAAAAGGUUUUGCGAAACAUUUAGCUGGAUAUGUCAGUAACUGGGAAAAUAUUUCUACAACAAAACUGGAAAACUAAGCGUCUAAUUUAUUUGUAAUGUAUAUUUAUAUGUUAUAUUGUUUGAGCUAUAUAUAUACCUCAUUAAAAGUAUAUGCUAUUUAAAAAAAUUGUAAUUAUUCGAUCAAAAUAUGCUUAUCAUAAAAAAAAAUUUAGGUUCCAUUUUUAAUCUCUUAAAAAUCAGCACUGAAAUUGUGAUUGUAUUUGUGAAAUCAUAUUAUAUAAGUAAAAAAUGGAAAAUAUUUCUAUUACUUUAAAAAUAUAUUUCAUAUUAUAUAAAGAAAAUAUUUCUAUUACUUUAAAAAUAUAUUUCAUAUUAUAUAAAAAAAUUUAGGUUCCAUUUUUAAUCUCUUAAAAAAUCAGCACUGAAAUUGUGAUUUUUUUGUGAAAUCAUAUUAUAUAAGUAAAAAAUGGAAAAUAUUUCUAUUACUUUAAAAAUAUAUUUCGUAUUAUAUAAAGAAAAUAUUUCUAUUACUUUAAAAAUAUAUUUAUUUUAUAUUGUAUAAAGUAUGUUUUAAAGGAAUUAUAUUUAUUUUUAAUAUCAAAAAUAUCUUUUGUGAACUUUUCUUUUUAAUAAAAUCAUAUUAUAUAUACAUUUAUUUUUAUUUUUAAAUCCGUUUUAAACUUUUUAAAUGUUUCAUUUUUAUUAUAUAUGUUAUUUGUAAAAAGUAAAAAAGAUACUAAAUAAAAAUUUACUAGUAGUAUUUAAAUUUAAUACUUUAAAUUCAUUAAAGGUACCUCUUAGGAAACUGAUUUCCUUUGUCGUUCAUUUAAUUCGAAAGAACUAGAAAACCUUUUUAAAAUGGAAAAAUUAUAAAUAACAAAUCUUCUGUUUCAUUCCCCUAUUAUUUUGUUCUAAUUCUUUUUUCUCUCUCUUCAAUCCUAUUGUUUUUAGUUGUCUUAACGGACCUUUUGUAUACUACUAUCGGAAUCUUGGUUAUUUAUGUAUUUAAAUUUUAAUAUUUCUCAGAUUUGUGUAUGUCAUCCUUGCGCAGGGGCCAUAAACAAUUUUAAUAUGUUUCUAUAUUUGUCUCAGGUAUU
Molecule: messenger RNA, 2212 nt
Organism: Brassica rapa (field mustard)
Lineage: Eukaryota; Viridiplantae; Streptophyta; Magnoliopsida; Brassicales; Brassicaceae
Source: RefSeq, a predicted model, not a curated record